ACUCAAUAUAUACACAACACUACCGACUCCGCUAUGCUAUUCAUUACUACUCUUCUCGUUAUGUUGUAAUAAUAUUAUUUAGUGGCUCGUUCUGUCGACAAAUUCACAUUAUUAAUCGACCUGCUGCAAGACUGACAUGUUACGCUUUAAUAAGAGAAAGCGAGGCUCCUUGGCCGUGAAGCGCUCCAUCCUCCGCGACGAGGGCAGCAGGCAGAGGGAGGACCCGGCCGAGUGUGUGCGCAGGUCGUGGGAGCGCUGCGGGGAUGCUUUCGCCGAAACGCCGGCGGUCAAGGAUGAUUUCUCCUCUCUGGAAAAGAAAAGUACAAAGCAGGCAGUUCCUUAUGUGUCAAGUGCUGCUGAGUGCCACCAGUUGGAGGGACAGGAUGUGCACAUCGCUUGGAGCUCCAGUGAGAGUGACGUGUCAGACAGUGAAGCCAAACGUCCUGCUGCCAGGGGAGCCUCGGUUGGGGGGGGGCCACGCCUGCAGGCUGUGCGAGACUCCUACAACGCAUAUCUCCGCAUGAUCACCACCAUCACCCAACCCCAGCAAGAAGAACAGCAGGAGAUUGAGUGGGAGAGCGACUGCACAGAGAAGGGAGGCGACAGCGAGGUGGAAAUCUCAGACUGUGAGUCUGUGUCACAGCAUGGGGAUGAUUCUCCGAAAGGCUCUGCGGGGGCCGACGUGGAUAUCUCGGACUGCUCCUCUGGUCCGGGGAGCCCGACAGCCACGACCCAUGCUGGUGAUUACCGGGGUCCAACCCCCGGCGGCGGCGGUGAUGGCGAGAGGUCCGCCAGUCACUGGGCCAGAUCUCUGCAGGCACUCCUGAAGACGCCGCAGAAGCAGGAAGAUAGGUCAUUCAGGACCCCAGAGGACUCUGCAAAAAAGAAAAGGACAUUUCUCAGGGGUGGCCUGGCAGAGAGGCUGAGCAAGCUGCUGCGCAGGCAGAGGUCGGCCGUCAGCUUCUGGAGGCACCAGACCCUCACUGAGAGCGGGGGCCCCGCAGAUGCCAAACCUGGUGGCCUGGUCCUGGAGCUCCAAGCCGUGUGGGAGGAGUGUGGCCUGCGGCUGGCACUGUGCCGGCCCUCGGAGCCCCAGCCCCCACAGGAAGGUGGGCCUAGCGGCCAGCUGCUGGUCCUGUUUGACAGGGACACGGCCGCCCACCUCCUGGCAGCCCCUGGGGACAGGGUCCACGUGCGCGCCCCAUGGCAGAAGCUGACCAUUGAGGGCCAGAGCACCACCGUCAUCCUUAACACACACUUCAGCCUGAAGGCACCACCGCGUGAGGGCGAUGUGGGCACAGCCCACGCCUGGCCUGCAGUGGCUGCCCGCUUCCCGUGCCCUCUGGCUCGCGCGUUCAGCCUGGCGCACAGGAGCCAGCUCCUCCAUUGCAAGGAGGCCGCAGGCUCGUCCUGCCAGCCCCCUGCCCGGGAUCCAGAGACCUGCGACUCCCUCCUGGACCUGAUGGAAGCUCGGGGCCGGGCCGGCUGCUUGGACCUCCAGGUCGAAGUUGUGGUGCAGAGGGUAUACUGCCUGCCUCUUCCCGAGCCCCGCCUCCGAGCAUCGCUUCCGUGCCUGGGCCCUGAGGCCGUGCCGUCUGCACCCACCCUCAGCAGGUUGUGCCUCCUGGUGCAGGACGUUUACGGUGUCUUCUGUGAAGUUCAGCUGCACACAGUGUCCCCGGAGGUGGACGAUGUACCACGCUGCACCCGCGAGUGGGAGGGCCGGCUGUGCGUGCUGAGAGGCGUCAAGACAGUGCAGAGGCUGACACGGGCAAGGUCCACCUGGCUAUUCAGCUUGAUCGACAGCCUGUGGCCCCCAGCCGUAGCCCCCCGAGGGCCCGGAGCCAGCCAAGCCUGCUUGCAGGAACCGGCCAGGCUGCAGCCCCCCAACUUCUGCUACCUGCUAAAAGGGGGCUGUGGCCAGGGGGCCGUGCAGGUACUGCGGGGGGGGUCCAGCCAUGAGCUGUACUUGCCAGCCGUGCCACGCAGCCUGAGCAACGUCCUGCAGGGUGUUUCACAAGGCCAGCGCUGCACCUUCACUGCCAGCGUAGUAUAUCAUAGGCAGAAGAGUGCGACUGAGGGCCCCUGCGAGUUCUGGCUUUUUGUCACAGACUCCAGCCUGCAAGAUGGUGAGCUACAGAGAACCGUACCUGUGUACAUCAGCGGCUCCUGUUCGCUUCUGCCAGAUGCGGCCCGAGCUCUGCAGGCACCUUCACCUACCACCUGCUGCCUGACCUUCAGGGACGCCAUUAGGGAGCACGGUGCAGUGCUGUGUGCCGAGCGAUCCUUGGUCCAGCUGCAUGCUCUGCAGGAUUCAGCCCCUGUCCUGGCCUGGCUUGACCCCCUGGGGCCCGACGUGGCCGUGAACACGCUGUGCUCUGUCCGAGGUGUCAUUGUUGGUGUGGAUGAGAAUACGGCCUAUUCCUGGCCAACCUGUAACCUGUGUGGCAGUGAGCAGUUGGAGGCAGAUCCUGCUGGACACAGCCCCGGGUUCUUCUGCCGUCUCUGUGACGUGCCACUGAAGGAGCCCGUGCUGAAGAUGCAGCUGGAGGUCUUCCUGAGCUGUCCCUCGCUGAGCCAGUGCACAGUAAAGAUGAAGUUGAUACAAGAAACCAUCCAGGCCAUCCUGAGCUGGGCGGAUUGCGGCCAUGAGGGCUACCAGGUGGAGGGAGUUCUAGGGGCGGAGGUGGGCCCCCUCUCCGCUUACGUCCGCGUGGUGAUGGGCCGGCCAGCAACCUGGAUUGGCCUGGAAGAAAUCAGCAUAUGCAGCAGAGUGUCACACCAGGAGGGGGGGCCGAGCCUGAGCACGGUCACCUGCAAUAGAGGAGAGAGACACACGGCAUGCGGCCAACACCCUCCCCAACCUGCUGUCCCCCGCUAAAGUUCAGAGGGGUCUAGCCGUGGCCUGCUGUACCCUGCCGACACUGGGACCUUUGACCCACACUCUCCUGUCUCCAGUAAUAGAUAGCUUCACUUUUCUGCCUUUGGCUGUUUCGCAGGGGGUCUGCACAUAGUGUAAUUGCAGCAGUUUGUUUCAGAAGAGACAUGGCUUUCAAUCAGGCCUGCAUCAAUACACACUUUUAUUUUUUCUUGAGUGAUCUUGCCAGUGGCUGUGAAUCUGAUAAAUGUCCAUGUUGCUGUGCUAAAAAACACACCUGACUCUCAUACAUGCCUGCUAUACCAUUUCUGUACCCUGUGUUAAUGUUCCAGGUUUACAAUGUAAAGACAUGAAAGUAUGACCCACACAAGCAUAUCUGAUAGAGUGAUUUACUGGGGUCUUGCAGUCAUUUACAAGAAGCCUUUUCUCAGAGGGCAGCAGGACAUAUUCAAGCCACUGGUCACCCCAAGGCCCUGGUGACCUUUGAUCCCACUGUUUUCACACCUUGCCGUGGUUUGCAUUUAUUGCAACUUUUCCCUCAGCCACCCAAAUCACCAUCCCAUGUACAGAUGACAUGAAAGCAGUUUUAUUUAGAUUUUACUUACAAAAAGUCAAAAUUAUGUACAAACAAUAAAAAAACCAAACAUG
This is a messenger RNA of Brienomyrus brachyistius, 3526 nucleotides long. It is a transcript of the gene spidr, whose product is annotated as scaffold protein involved in DNA repair. Bases 137 to 2881 code for a protein of 914 amino acids. Gene Ontology annotation, biological process: regulation of establishment of protein localization to chromosome; double-strand break repair via homologous recombination. NCBI's taxonomy places the organism in Eukaryota, Metazoa, Chordata, Actinopteri, Osteoglossiformes, Mormyridae. The record is from RefSeq and is a predicted model, not a curated record. The transcript has 20 exons. Gene Ontology annotation, cellular component: nuclear chromosome; nucleoplasm.